Molecule: messenger RNA, 891 nt
Organism: Prunus armeniaca (apricot)
Lineage: Eukaryota; Viridiplantae; Streptophyta; Magnoliopsida; Rosales; Rosaceae
Source: the annotation of a GenBank genome assembly
AUGGACCAUCUUUGCCGCCUUCAUGGCUGGUCCCUACGUGCUGAACCCCGCCGUGUUUUCGAUGGCAUCAUCUUUAGCAAUGAGUUAGACAUGCUCGAUAUUAGGUGGCAUGAGCUUUAUCCAUAUGUCACAAAAUUGGUAAUACUUGAGGCAAAUACCACUUUCACUGGCAUCCCAAAGCCUCUUUUCUUUGCUUCAAAUCGGAGCAGAUUUGCCUUUGCUGAGGAAAAAGUCGUCCACGAUAUCUUUCCUGGCAUAGUUGUACCCCAUGGAUCGCGUACGGACCCCUUUGAACUUGAGAAAAAGCAACGUAUAGCUAUGAAUGCUUUACUUCGGCAUGCGGGGAUUUCCUAUGGUGAUGUACUGAUAAUGUCAGACACUGAUGAGAUCCCAAGCCCACAUACUGUGAAAUUACUGCAAUGGUGUGAUGGGAUUCCAUCUACAAUGCAUCUUGAGCUGAAGCACUACAUGUAUUCAUUUGAGUUCCCUGUGGACUAUAGUAGCUGGCGGGCUACAUCCCACAUCUAUGGACCACGUACCUUUUAUCAGCACUCUCGACAAACAAAUUAUUUAUUUUCUGAUGCAGGAUGGCAUUGUAGUUUUUGCUUUCGGCAUAUUGAAGACUUUGUGUUUAAGAUGACUGCUUAUAGCCAUGCGGACCGUGUGAAGCGGAGAGAGUUUCUGAAUUAUGCAAGAAUUCAAAAGCUCAUUUGUCGAGGAGAUGAUCUUUUUGAUAUGUUACCUGAAGAGUACUCAUUCAAGGAGUUGAUUAAGAAGAUGGGACCAAUACCUCGUUCGACUUCUGCAGUUCAUCUUCCUGCUUACUUGAUAAAGAAUGUAGACAAGUUUAGGUUCCUUCUCCCCGGAGGCUGUUUAAGGCCACAGGAUUGA